AUGACUGAGGCUGAGGGCCAAGACUCCGCGGUAGCGGACAUUCCGGAGCGAAACCUUGGCAUAGAGCCGGAAGAGGAGACAGUCUGCACGGACGGUCGCAUUCUUUCAGAGCAAGAGAGAACGCGGAAAAAGCGAAGAGAAAGCAGUUCACUUCGUUCAGUGACAUCCUUCACCUCAGUUCCCGACGUAGAUGCUAGGGAAUUCGUUGAGGGUGAGGUGGACCUUCCCGAAAAGCCUUUGGAGCGAAGUGGAUACGGGACGCUCCAACCCGGUGAAAAUGCCGACGUCCCUGAGCGCGAGGUGGGCGGUUCACCAGUGGAAGCACAGCCGAAGGAGUCCAUACUGCGCCAGGACGGCGGCGGUGAGCCCAUCGAGGUUGUGGAAGUUCCUGAGCACGAGCUUGCUCGCCAGGAUGGUGACAAGGGGCAAGCCAAGGAGAGUCUGCUGGGCGAGGACGAGGCGACAACGGCGGAGGCACAGUUGCUACCCGAACGCGACCUUGGGGGUGAGGCCGACGAGGCAGAACCCAAGGAGUCCAUACUGCGUCAGGACGGCAGCGGUGAGCCCAUCGAAGUUGUGGAAGUUUCUGAGCGCGAGCUCAGUCGAUUGCCUGCUAAAGUGAAGGUAACAGGGAAGGAGAUGACUGAGGCUGAGGGCCAAGACUCCGCGGUAGCGGACAUUCCGGAGCGAA
This is a messenger RNA of Trypanosoma grayi, 691 nucleotides long. RefSeq lists its product as hypothetical. Lineage: Eukaryota; Euglenozoa; Kinetoplastea; Trypanosomatida; Trypanosomatidae. The record is from RefSeq and is a predicted model, not a curated record. The transcript has a single exon. The annotation marks the transcript as partial.